AUGCCAAGAAGAGGUGGAAGUAGUGGAAGAUCAUCAGGUGGAGGAUUUUCUGGAAGAAGCUCAUUUGGAGGAGGAGGUGGAAUGUUUGGAAGGUCUUCACCUAGACAUAAUAGCAGUGGUGCUUUCAGAUCACCUACAAGAUCUACAGUUGCCCCGCCUGCACCAUCAAGAUCUCCUUUCCAAAAUUCAACUCAAGGGUAACAGAGAGGGCCAGGUUUAGGAUCGGCCUUAGGAAUGGGAUUGGCCCUAGGAGCAGGCUCUGCGAUCGGUCACUCAGCUAUGAAUUCUAUGUUUGGUGGAGGAAUGGGUCAUGGUUCUGGAAUGGGAAUGGGCAGUGGAAGCUAGCCAGCAACUGAUGAUGGAAAUUCUAAUAGAAUGGGUGAGUAUGAGGCACCCAUGUAUGAUGGUAGUACGAUGAAACAAUUAGACAUGCAAAUGACUCCAGAAUAGCUAAAUCAGAAAUAGCUAGAAUAACAAGCAUAGGUUGACCCUUGCUUUUCAAAUGUUAGCAAUUUACUUAAUUGCCUUAAGGAAAACCCAGGCAAUAUAGGAAUUUGUCAGAUUCAAAUGAAUGAUAUGGUCUCAUGUCAGAAAUCACAUUAAUAACCAAAUAUUGAUUGA
Molecule: messenger RNA, 621 nt
Organism: Stylonychia lemnae
Lineage: Eukaryota; Ciliophora; Spirotrichea; Sporadotrichida; Oxytrichidae
Source: the annotation of a GenBank genome assembly